GUACCCUACUGGCCGUUCGGUUCGGGACUUCGGGUGAAUUAGAAGGCACCCGAGUGGCAGCUGACGGCUCGUCUUGGAAGUUGGAAGAUCCCAACUGCGGAGCGAUAUUUUCUUCUUCGCUCAGUUUCUUCCUCGGCAGCCGCAGCAAAAUGGACGAAGAGAAGGCACGGCACGAAGCCCUUAGGCUCCGAAACCUAGCAGAAGAGAAGUACAGAAGCAACAACCUCAAAUCCGCGCUAAAAUACGCGAAGAGAGCGCUCCGCCUCUCCCCGGACCUCGACGGCGUCUCCGAGAUGGUCACCACCUUCAAGAUCCUCCGCGUCGCCGGAAAAUCCUCCGGCGAAACACUCGACUGGUACAAAGUCCUUCAGGUCGAACCUUUCUCUCACAUCAACUCCAUCAAAAAGCAAUACAAGACGCUUGCCCUAACCCUCCACCCCGACAAAAACUCUUUCGUAGCGUCCGAAGAAGCGUUCAAGCUCGUCGGGGAAGCGUUUCGGUGCUUGUCGGAUAAGAUUCGGCGGAAGGAGUAUGAUCUCAAGCUUCGCAUUGCGAUGCAGUCUGCGGCCGCGGAGGUGGCAGGGGAGGCGGUGGAGACGUUCUGGACGGCGUGCUCAACGUGUCGGCUGUUGCAUCAGUUUGAGAGGAAAUAUGUGGGGCAUAACUUGAUGUGCCCUAGCUGUAAGAAGAGCUUCGUGGCUGUGGAGGUAUCUGAGGGUGAUGAAUCCGAGAGUGGCGAUAAGGGUGAUGCUAAUUUGUUUAGGACUAGGAGUGGGGUUAGUAAGGAUAAGAAGAGAGUGAGAAAUGUGGGUUUGAAGAGGAAAAUGGGCAGUGUUGUGGAGGUAUUGGAGAAGUCAAGGAGGGGCACAGUGGUAGGAGUUGUUGUGGAGAAGGAAUUGGAGAAGAGCAGUGGCAGGGGGAUUUCAGAGAAGUUGAGACCAGUUGGCGGAGAAAUGACGUUGGCGGAAAUGCAAGUGGAAGCAAAGCAGAAGGUGCAGCAAAAGAAGAUAAUGAAGUCAAAGGAGAAGGAGAAAGAAAGGGAGAGUAGAAGGGUGAAGGAGAGGGAGAAAUUAAAUGAAUCAAAAAAUAGGGUUUUAAAAGUUGAAAGAAGGAGCAAAUUGAGGGGUAUCAAUAUAGAAAUUCAGAGGCAAAGAAGUUCGAGAAGGGGGAAUUUAAAAACUGAUAGACUUCAGGGAUCGAAGAGGGGAGAUAGAGAGAUAAUGGCUGUGGAAGAUUCAGACUUCUAUGAUUUUGACAAGGAUAGAGUGGAGAGAAGUUUUAAGAGAGGGCAGAUAUGGGCAAUUUACGAUGAUGAUGAUGGAAUGCCAAGGCACUAUGGGUUGAUUGAAGAAGUUGUUUCAGUGAAGCCGUUUGAUGUGAAGAUGAGUUGGUUGGACCUUAAAAAUAAUGGGGAGCAAGGAUUGAUUUGUUGGGAGAAUUUGGGUUUUCACAUAUCUUGUGGGAUAUUCAAGGUUGCAAGGAAGACAUCCAUCAAUUAUGUGAAUAUCUUCUCGCAUAUUGUUGAGUGCGAAAGAGCAGCUAGAGAGGUGUACAAGAUUUAUCCUAAGAAGGGAUCAGUGUGGGCACUUUAUAAUGAAAUGGCUUUGGACAAAGUUGAAGGAGGGAACCCUUCAAUGGGAGACAGGCGGUGUUAUGACAUAGUUGUGUUUUUGACGAGUUACAGUGAGAUGUACGGGUUAAGCAUGGCAUACCUUGAGAAGGCUGAUGGCUUUAAGACAAUUUUUAAGAGGAAAGAGAUUGGGUGUCAUGCAAUUAGAUGGUUUGAGAAGGAUGAUGUACGAUUAUUUUCACAUCAAAUUCCUGCAAGAAAGCUCUCUGGGGAAGAGGUCCCUAAUCUCUCAAAAGACUGUUGGGAACUUGACCCUGCUUCACUUCCCCCGGAAUUGCAAACAAUCGGUUGGGGGAGAUGACAUUCAUUUGGGAAGGCGUGGUUUACUGUUUAUAUUUUCCCAUUCUAGUCAACAAGUUCUAACUAGAGUAUAUUCUCUAUCUACUUAAGCUACCUUGACAAGAUUUACAUGUGGAUCUGCCACUAGGAAAUGCAUGGAAACUAGCUGUGGCAGGUUUUUUCAUAAGCAUUUCUAUCAUCUUGAAUACCGUGUGUUUCUGCGACUUCCAAGGGUUAUUGUUUAAGUGAUGAUAUUUUAGGAAACCUAGUAUGAUAAAGUUCAAAAGGUUCAAAGAAAUGAAAGUCCAAGAUUACAAGUACCAUAAAGCUAUACUUCAUCAAUAAGGUGAUCAAAAGAAAAGCUCAAGAGGACUCUAAGAUGUCCAAAACAUGUGGAAGCUGAAAGAAUACUCAUGCUCAAGACAAAGAUAACUCAAAGCAAAGAAAUACAUGAAGACUUCAAACUUAAAGAGUUUUUAAGUCUUUAGGAAGUUUUAUGGUUAUUGGAUCGUUGUACCGAGCGUGGGGUAUCGCUUGGAGAGGGGGCUCCAACUUAAUUGAAGGAGGGAUUGUAACGGUUUGUUUCGCCCGUAAAGAAACGCUAUAGUGGAAUCCUUAGGUGGUAUUGCCCAAGGCGAGGACGUAUGUUAGGUUGAGGGACGACAUAAGGACUUCGUCAGUUGUGCAACAUACAUUGCCCUGGUACAGGUUUGAGUUGGACAUGCACAGGGAGCAAGAGUUCAUAUAGAGGUUGUACUCCAAUGAGGUUAUAGCCGACUUACUUGCCGAUUAUCACGUCGAGAAUGACUUAUGGGUAUCUCGAGUGCCACUCAUAUGCUUUUAUAUUGUGGAGUGGUAUCUCCCUGAUUGAGUUUUACGUUGGCUUGGCUAUCAACAGGGCAUUCCCGACCCCUUCUCGACAUCGGGGGUACAUGUACAUGUGUACAACCUCCAUGCAGUUGAUGGACACGGUCGAGCGGUGACCAAUUGGACGUCUUUCCACAGGAUGUAUGUGGAUGCAUGACAGCAUCAGAGAGAGCACAUCAUCCUAAUGAUGCUAGAGGAUGGUUUUUUGCAUUCGGAUGACCAAUACUUCAGGUGGUAUAGGUCCAUCACACGAUGCUUUGUGACCAGGAUCGCCGCUGUAUAUAUGAGCCUUGUAUGUAGACAUUAACUCACAUAUUGUAUUCUUGUUAUAUGGAUUUUAUGAUGUGAAUGUACUAACUAAAUUUUGUUCUAUACUGUAACAACCUGCUAUUUAACUAGGUUUUUAUUUAUUUAUUUAUUAUUUUAUACCA
Messenger RNA from Malania oleifera, 3207 nucleotides. Its product is annotated as J protein JJJ2. Gene Ontology annotation, molecular function: protein binding. Lineage: Eukaryota; Viridiplantae; Streptophyta; Magnoliopsida; Santalales; Ximeniaceae. The transcript is spliced from 6 exons. Bases 150 to 1931 code for a protein of 593 amino acids. The record is from RefSeq and is a predicted model, not a curated record.